UGGCGGGCUGAGUCACUCUAUAGUCUGUUCUUCGCUGCUCGCUUCCUGUUGAGUUCCACCGGCCGGCCUUUCUGUCGCGCUCUCUUCCUUCUUCCUCGCCGGGAUGCCGCUGGAAAACCUAGAAGAGGAGGGUCUCCCGAAGAACCCCGACCUCCGGAUCGCUCAGCUCCGCUUCUUGCUGAGCCUGCAGCCUCAGUGUCCGGACCCCGCCGUGCGCCAGGAGCUCAUGGCCGCCAUCCGCCAGCACGAUAUGGCCCCAUUUUAUGAAUGCCUCUGCAAAUCGCUUGACUGGCAGGUAGAUACAGAUCUAUUGAAUAAGAUGAAAAAAGCAAAUGAGGAAGAAUUGAAACGCCUGGAUGAUGAAUUAGAAGAUGCAGAGAAGAACCUGGGAGAAAGUGAAAUCCGUGAUGCCAUGAUGGCCAAAGCUGAGUAUCUCUGCCGAAUUGGGGACAAGGAAGCUGCUCUAACUGCCUUUCGGAAGACUUAUGACAAAACUGUUGCACUAGGACAUCGGCUGGAUAUUGUGUUCUACUUGCUGCGAAUCGGCUUAUUUUAUAUGGACAAUGACCUUAUUACCCGGAACACUGAAAAGGCCAAAAGUCUUAUAGAAGAAGGAGGAGACUGGGAUCGGCGGAACCGGCUCAAGGUCUACCAAGGCCUAUACUGUGUGGCCAUUCGUGACUUCAAGCAGGCAGCAGAACUUUUCCUGGAUACAGUUUCAACAUUUACAUCUUACGAACUUAUGGAUUACAAAACCUUUGUAACAUACACAGUUUAUGUCAGCAUGAUUGCUUUAGAUAGGCCUGACCUAAGAGAGAAGGUUAUCAAAGGAGCUGAGAUUCUGGAAGUGUUGCACAGUUUACCCAAAGUGCGGCAAUAUCUUUUUUCACUCUAUGAAUGUCGGUAUUCAGUUUUCUUCCAGUCAUUGGCCACUGUUGAGCAAGAGAUGAAGAAAGAUUGGCUGUUUGCACCACAUUAUCGUUAUUAUGUUCGGGAAAUGAGAAUCCAUGCCUACAGCCAGCUCCUAGAAUCGUAUCGAUCACUUACACUUGGUUACAUGGCAGAUGCAUUUGGAGUCUGUGUAGAGUUCAUAGAUCAGGAACUUUCAAGAUUCAUUGCUGCUGGGAGACUACACUGCAAAAUAGACAAAGUCAACGAAAUAGUAGAAACCAACAGGCCUGACAGCAAAAACUGGCAGUACCAAGAAACCAUCAAAAAAGGAGAUUUGUUGUUAAACAGAGUGCAGAAGCUUUCUAGAGUAAUUAAUAUGUAAUUUUUCAAAGUAAAGCAAAAAAGGAACGCACCAUUUAGAACCAUUCUGGAAAUAAUUAUCACUAUAUUAUAUACCCUGUACUGUAGCUCAGGAGAUGUAACCAUGGUGUAGUUAGGGCUUUUGCAGUCUAUUUCAUGGUGUAAACAACUGAACUGUAUGAAUAUUCAUGUUUUUCUGAUCAUUGUCAUUUAUUAAAUGUACAGUACGGUUGACUGUUUUGUUCUUGA
Molecule: messenger RNA, 1500 nt
Organism: Candoia aspera
Lineage: Eukaryota; Metazoa; Chordata; Lepidosauria; Squamata; Candoiidae
Gene: PSMD6
Product: proteasome 26S subunit, non-ATPase 6
Exons: 8
Coding region: 104-1273 (389 amino acids)
Biological process (GO): proteasome-mediated ubiquitin-dependent protein catabolic process
Cellular component (GO): proteasome regulatory particle
Molecular function (GO): protein binding
Source: RefSeq, a predicted model, not a curated record